CUAGGAGAAUUGGACUCCAGAGCACCUCUCUCUCCCCUGAACCCGGUCGCCGCUUGUUCCUACUUCCAAGGUUUAUAACACACAAAACCCCAGUGCAGCAACCUCCAGAACCUGUUGACCAAAAAAAAAAAACCUCCAGAAUCCGCCGUGUGUCUCUUCCACUUGGUGACUCACCCACAUUCUCUCUCUCUCAUAUAAAAAUACAAGCGUAGAGGGUUGCACGUCGACAGUAGCGAUUGAAUGUGGGCGUUACAGAAAAUCAUCUAUGCUCUCGCUCUCCCUCCUGCCUUAUCGUCUUCGUCUCCAGCCCUCGUUUCCGGAACCUUCCUCUUUCUCAGGUCCUCCUCUCCUUCGUACGCAUACACAGCCAAACCUCGCUUUCUCUCGCUCUCUUUCUCCUCUUCCAUUUCUCCCUCGCAUUCGACCAUGCCUUACAACCAGAGAAGGGGCGGGCUUAGAGAACAAAAGUGGACAGAAAAACAAAAGACUGACAGCCAACCAACCUCCACAGGGGAUUCAUCAGCAGCUACUGUGGAAGUUGCCACUAACAGAGUUGGCGGAUUGAGUCUCAGUGGAAGCAGUGGGCAGACCAAUGCUUCAGUUAAACCCAUACAGUUUGGGAAGGUCCAGUCGGUAAAUCAGGGUCCAGUCCAAGGUCAGAAAGGAAUCUGGAUUCCUAAAUCAUAUUCAACAGUCAGUGGAGCUAAGACAAUUGAAGUUGAAGCACCUGUUGAUAAAAGUACAGUUGGAAUCCUGGGCAAUGGAGCUGGACAAGCAGCAGAUAAAAAAACCAGUGUUGGUUUAAGUAAGUUGUUCAAGGGUGACCUGUUGGAAAAUUUUACUGUGGACAACUCCACGUAUGCUCAGGUGCAAGUGCGCGCUACUUUCUAUCCCAAAUUUGAAAAUGAGAAGUCAGAUCAGGAGAUAAGGACAAGGAUGAUAGAGAUGGUAUCUAAUGGCUUGGCUACCUUGGAGGUUUCACUUAAACACUCUGGGUCUCUUUUUAUGUACGCUGGUAAUAAGGGUGGGGCAUAUGCCAAAAACAGCUUUGGGAAUAUAUAUACUGCUGUAGGUGUAUUUGUUCUUGGACGGAUGUUUCAGGAGGCAUGGGGACGUGAAGCAGCAAAAAUGCAAGCAGAGUUCAAUGAUUUUCUUGAGAGGAACCGUGUGUGCAUAUCAAUGGAACUCGUAACUGCUGUUCUAGGAGACCAUGGACAGCGCCCUAAGGAAGAUUUCGUUGUAGUGACAGCAGUCACAGAUUUGGGCAAUGGGAAGCCAAAGUUCUACGCAACCCCUGAGAUAAUUGCUUUCUGUAGAAAAUGGCGUCUACCGACAAAUCAUGUAUGGCUGUUCUCAACAAGGAAAGCAGUGACAUCAUUUUUUGCUGCCUUUGAUGCUCUCUGCGAAGAAGGAACUGCAACACCUGUAUGCAUAGCUCUUAAUGAAAUUGCAGAUAUAUCUAUACCUGGUUCAAAAGAUCAUGUAAAGGAACAGGGUGAAAUCUUAGAGGGUAUUGUUGCUCGUAUUGUAAGCCAGGAGAGCUCAAAACACAUGGAGAAAGUCCUGAACGAUUUCCCUCCUCCACCAAUGGAUGGAGUUGGUCUUGAUUUGGGACCUAGCGUAAGGGAGCUUUGUGCUGCAAAUAGGUCGAGUGAAAAGCAGCAAAUAAAAGCGAUUCUUGAGGGUGUUGGCUCCUCUUUUUGCCCUGACCAUUCAGACUGGCUUGGAACUGGAGCUGGUGAUGCCCAUUCCAGAAAUGCAGAUAAUAAAUUGGUGCUAUCAAAACUUUUACAAUCUCAUGCUGCUGAUUUUUCUACCACCAAAUUGCAGGAAAUGGUUCGUUUGAUGAAAGAGAAACGUUAUCCUGCUGCCUUUAAAUGUUACUAUAACUACCACAAAAUUGAUUCCAUAUCAAGUGACAACCUUUUCUAUAAAAUGGUCGUCCAUGUCCAUAGUGAUUCCGCAUUUCGACGUUACCAGAAAGAGAUGAGGUCAAAGCCAGGAUUGUGGCCUUUAUAUCGAGGUUUUUUUGUUGACAUUAAUUUAUUCAAGGCAAGCAAGGAGAGAGCUGCUGAGAUAGCAAAAGACAAAAGUAGCAUUGUGGAAGAUGUUAGCAGUGAUAUGCCCGGAAAAUAUGGAUUGGCUGAUGAAGAUGCAAACUUAAUGAUAAAAUUGAAAUUUCUUACAUAUAAGCUGCGAACCUUUUUGAUUCGUAAUGGUUUGUCAAUUCUUUUUAAAGAAGGUCCAGCUGCUUAUAAAGCCUAUUACUUGAGGCAAAUGAAAGUAUGGGGAACUUCAGCAGCAAAGCAGAGGGAACUCAGCAAGAUGCUUGAUGAAUGGGCUGUGUAUAUACGAAGGAAAUGUGGAAACAAACAGCUGUCGUCAUCAGUGUACCUCAGUGAGGCUGAGCCUUUUCUUGAACAGUAUGCAAAACGCAGUCCACAAAAUCAGGCUCUCAUAGGAUCUGCUGGAAACUUAGUAAGGACUGAAGAUUUCUUGGCCAUAGUUGAGGGAGGAAGAGAGGAAGAAGGUGAUCUUGAGAGGGACCGUGAGGUUGCACCAUCAAGCCCCCGUGCCUCAGCCAGGGACACCAUUCCAAAGGCUGAGGGUCUGAUUGUCUUCUUUCCUGGACUACCUGGUUCUGCUAAGUCAGCACUAUGCAAGGAACUACUAAAUGCCCCAGGAGGAAUGGGAGACGAUCGGCCAAUUCAAAGCCUGAUGGGUGACCUUAUCAAAGGAAGAUAUUGGCAGAAGGUUGCUGAUGAGCGCAGGAGAAAACCAUAUUCAAUAAUGCUUGCCGACAAGAAUGCACCAAAUGAAGAAGUAUGGAGACAGAUAGAAGACAUGUGCCACAGCACUAGGGCCUCUGCAGUUCCAGUUGUUCCUGAUUCUGAAGGAACUGAUUCAAAUCCGUUUUCGCUUGAUGCAUUAGCGGUUUUCAUGUUUCGGGUGCUUCAACGUGCUAAUCAUCCGGGAAACCUUGACAAGGAAUCUCCAAAUGCUGGCUAUGUGCUGCUAAUGUUCUAUCACCUUUAUGAGGGCAAGAGUCGCCGGGAGUUUGACGGCGAAUUAGUAGAGCGUUUUGGCUCACUUGUCAAGAUGCCAUUGCUGAAAUCUGAUAGGAAUCCAUUGCCCGAUCCUGUGAAGUCUAUUCUGGAGGAGGGAAUAAAUCUAUACAAGCUUCACACUGCCAAACAUGGAAGAUUGGAGUCGACAAAGGGAACCUAUGCAAAGGAGUGGGCUCAAUGGGAGAAACAGUUGCGGGAUAUUUUAUUUGGCAAUGCAGAGUAUCUUAAUUCUGUUCAGGUUCCCUUUGAGUCUGCUGUUAAGGACGUAUCAGAACAGCUGAGAAAAAUUGCACAAGGUGAGUACAAAACUCCAGAUACUGGGAAGAAGAAGUUUGGGGCCAUUGUUUUUGCUGCUGUUAGCUUGCCUGUUACGGAAAUCAGUGAUCUGCUUGAUAAUUUGGCUGCGAAAAAUGGUGAAGCUGGAGCUUUCCUUAAAGAAAAGCAUUUGGAGAAUCUUAACAAGGCCCAUGUUACUCUUGCACAUAAGAGAAGUCACGGUGUUACUGCCGUGGCUAGUUAUGGCACCUUCCUCCACAAAACGGUCCCUGUGGAUCUAACUAAGCUGUUCUUCUCGGAUAAAAUGGCUGCACUUGAAGCCAGCCUUGGCUCUGUUGAAGGAGAAAGAGUAGUAUCGAAAAAUGAGUGGCCACAUGUUACCUUAUGGACUGCAGAAGGGGUUGCAGCAAAGGAGGCCAACAAGUUACCCCAGUUGCAUUCAGAGGGAAAGGCUACCUGUAUUGCAAUUGACCCACCUGCCACCAUUGAUGGCACGCUGGAAUUUUUCUGAGGUUUGUAUUCAUUUUAGACACGUGAUGGACCAGACGAGGCCAGGCCAGAUUGACCUCGUACAAAUUCCUUUGAUGAUGCCAGUGUUCUAUGAAGAGAUAGCUUCACUGCUCAAAUGAAGGAGAAAAUUUUGUAUGUCAGGAGGAGAAGGAAAUUUUGACGAGUUGAUUCUAUUGAGAAGUUUUGUGUAUAUAGGCAAUUGAAGUUUUGAAAUUAAAAAAAAAAUAAAAAAUAAAAAAAUAGAAUAAAGGUCUCUCUCUCUCUCUCUCU
This is a messenger RNA of Prunus mume (Japanese apricot), 4124 nucleotides long. RefSeq names its product RNAligase (gene RNL). Gene Ontology annotation, biological process: tRNA splicing, via endonucleolytic cleavage and ligation. Lineage: Eukaryota; Viridiplantae; Streptophyta; Magnoliopsida; Rosales; Rosaceae. The record is from RefSeq and is a predicted model, not a curated record. Gene Ontology annotation, molecular function: ATP binding; RNA ligase (ATP) activity.